Drosophila willistoni is the source of this 1606-nucleotide messenger RNA. RefSeq names its product secernin-3. Gene Ontology annotation, molecular function: dipeptidase activity; cysteine-type exopeptidase activity. NCBI's taxonomy places the organism in Eukaryota, Metazoa, Arthropoda, Insecta, Diptera, Drosophilidae. The record is from RefSeq and is a predicted model, not a curated record. The coding region runs from base 276 to 1343 and encodes 355 amino acids. Gene Ontology annotation, biological process: proteolysis. The transcript is spliced from 2 exons.
AUCUGUUGCGGUUCGCUUGCGGAUGACGUGGUUGCAAGGAGUUCGGUGGUUCGAUCUGGUUUCAUGUGGUUCGUAGCCAGUGAUGCUGUAAUUUGUAAUCUAGUGGGAAAAUAGCUAAACUGGCAGCAAAAAACUUAACAGACCGUCGCUAACUUUUAACGUUUAACAUUCUGUUCAUCCCAAAGGCUGAAUUCGGAAAGGGUAUUCGUAGGGUACUAAAAAAAGCUCGCGAGUAAAGAAAAAUCAAGUCAAAAUCAAGCAUUAAAAACUGAAAAAUGUCUAACGGCGAUUGUUUUAUUGUAUUGCCUGAAAACUGUGCCUCUGGAUCUUUAAUUGUGGGUCGCAAUGCAGAAGAUGCCGAUGGACAAUUGCUAGGCAUGUCGACCGAAAUCUGCUAUUAUGACCCAGACGAAGUUUUAACAGGAAAGACUGAUGGCGGAGCCAAAGUGGAGACGGCGUCGGAUACCUUUCGUGUGAUUUUGCAAAAACCCAAACUCGGACUAUGGGGUGGAGACUUUGGAGCCAAUGACCAGGGAUUGGCUGUGGGUUUGACUUGGUCUAGUGGCGAUGCAGAAGCCAAGGAUUCGGACAGCCUUUUGGCAACGGAUUUGGUGCGAUUGGCCCUGGCCCUUUGCUCAACUGCCGAGGCUGCUGUAGAACGCCUUGGACUUAUGGUAUCUAGUUAUAGUCAGGAUAGUUUUAAAUUUAAUUUUAUUGUAUGUGAUUCGUCCUCCGGCUGGUUGGUCAGUUGCUCUGGGAAGCUUUGGGCCGCUGAGAAAGUGGAGGCGCCUUUUCUUCGCGUGCCCAGUGGUGGCUUAACUGUGGGCUCAAAAAUAGCCAAGUCCACAGAAUCAUUGAAUGUCGAUGAUAAUUUUGCUUCUAGCCAAGAUGCUGAAGCCCAAGCGCCUCCAGAAGAGUGGUGUGGCCCCAAGCCUUUGGCUGAUAAAUCCUAUACUCAUUAUAACAUGUUUGAGACCUUGAGAGCAGCCAGUCGGGGAUCUAGCUCUAGGGGAGCCAAUGUCUCGGUUUUAAAUCUCAAAAGCAUUUCAUGCCAUUGGUUUACCGCCACGCCAAAUGCCGCAGAAUCUGUGUUCAAACCAUUUGUGUUUGCCCCAAAUCCAAAAAUCUCCCCGUUGACUCAAGUGCAGCCGGAGGCGGAAUUGACUUUGCUCCAUAAGCUGCACAACCAGAAAAAACCUGCGGCCUUGGAGCAUUUGCGUAGCCUGGAACGUUCCUGUGUGGAUGAGCUAAACAAUUAUUUCUCUCUACAAGACCAUCCCAGUGAGGAGUUGGACGAACUACUCAAGGAUUGCGUAGAAGCAGAGGUCAAAUUCUAUCGCUAAAAGUAAACGAGAAAAUCUUUGACAUUCCAGGAAAUAGUUUAAUUCAAGCGUACUCCAAAGUGAUUAUCAUUUUUUUGACUUAUUCAUUAUUUAUUGUAAUCUCUGCGUGAUAAUUUAUAACUUAUUUUAAUAUUAAUUUUUUUAUUGUUUCUUUGGCUUCUCUUUUCUCUGAUUUCAAAUUAACAUAAAGUAUUAUGAGGAUUAUUAUUAUUGCAUUAAUAUAUAUAUAACUUGUACACCAUAUAAAUAAUAUCUAAAGAAUA